UCGAAGAGUAGUAAUAAAAACAAAAAUAGGUUACGCAUCUCCACAAGUUGUUUGUCACAAUGGAGACGAUGAGCCAGCUGAAAAAGGAGGACAUCCAACGUAUGUGGAGCCAGAUUGUUACCCAAACAGGAAUUGACAAAUACAGCUAUGAGGAAUGGCAGGAGAACUAUGAAGAGUUCUGGAAUUGCAUGCUGUCCACCUCGGAGCCGUACAUAAGGAUUCAAAGUAUAGAGCAACUAACGGGAUCGAAUGUCAGUGUCAUGCUGCCAAUAGCCAAGCAGUGCAAUCCUCCAGCUUCCAGACCUCCGAAUGCAAAGCACACGCAGGUUAACCCAUCUGGUGUAUCAGAUUCGAUAUCGAUGCUACGAAUACCACGCCUAAAAAUCGACAAACAGUCACUAAAAGGCGGCUCGAUGAUGGGCUUUAGGCCAGAUGAGAACAAUAAUAAGCCACAGCCAGUUGCACGUCAGAAAUCUAGAUUGCCUGAAUAUAGGCUACCACAGCAACCAGAACAGCAUCAGCAACGGCAACAAAACGAACAAAAACAUAUGAAGCAAGCACAGAAAGAACAACAGCAGCGAAAAAAGCAUCAGGACAUGCAACAACAGCAGCAGCAGCAAUCAAGACAAUACCUUGAGCCCCAACAGCAAUCAGAUUCAAACAAACGAACUGAAGCAAAAGAUACUUCAAAGCACUCACAGAAUGAUACACGAGGAAAAAGACCGCACGAUCAUCAUCAACUGCAGCAACAGCAGCAAAAACAUAAUCAACAGCAUAAAAAAAAACAUCUACAUCCACUUAAUCAACAAUAUCGAAAACAGCAGCCACAUUUGGCUGGCUUUUCGCAACAAAUGGAUCAGUCACAGCAGCAAAAUUCAAAGGAGCAGCUGCAACAACAAUAUCCGUUGCCGCAGAAUAUACUGGAACAGCAAAUGAAAGGCUAUCACCGUCCAAAUCAGGAUAGAUCGCGAUCAUAUCAGCAACUGCCACCCAGCAAAUCAAAGUCAAAUCAAGCGCUUAAGGAUGACCGGUAUAAAAACCAAUCCAGCGAAACUUUGACAAAAGGGGCCUACGAAAAACAGCGAGUAGUGCUCUUAAAACCCCAAGCCGAUCAAGACUAUAAAUUAUUGGGAGCAGCUAGAAAUGCCACUGAUUGCAAUGAACACAUCGAUACAGCCUCCGAUCACGAACUAGAGAACGAGCUAAUUGCAGACACCUUACAGCUGGCUAAUAAAAUCCGUAAGGCUGAUAAUGCCUGCCCAACGAAAGUGAGCCCAGAAUUGGCCUUUAAUACUGGCGAGAAAAUCGAUCAUUGGCUGCAAAACUUUGAUGACAAAGAGUCGCCAGCAAUCGAGCAUAAGAUCGCAGAUACUUCGGAUUUCUUUAAAAAUUUACCAAACUUAUCUUUGGUGGUUGGGAGAACGUCCCAAGAGCUCAAGUCAGCAUUGCAAAAUGUCUUCUUCUGGGAGCUUAUGGAGGACGACAAUGAUCGACAAAAGUCUCAAACAGGCAAGAAAGCCAUGCAAUCAAAUCAUCAAAGUGAAAUCGAAAGCAAUAGAAGCAAAAAGAAAGAGAAAAGAGUAAAGCAAUGCGCGUGAAGCCAGUGAAUGUAUAUAGAACAUAAAU
Messenger RNA from Drosophila hydei, 1626 nucleotides. RefSeq names its product myb-like protein I. Bases 60 to 1598 code for a protein of 512 amino acids. The transcript is spliced from 4 exons. The record is from RefSeq and is a predicted model, not a curated record. NCBI's taxonomy places the organism in Eukaryota, Metazoa, Arthropoda, Insecta, Diptera, Drosophilidae.